CGUUUUGAUGCAAACUUUCCAACUACCACCAUCUUCAGCGUCUCUACUAAGCAAUUUCAUCCUUUGUUUUUUUCUCUCUGAUAAUCUCUGAUCGUCUUUUACUGCGUACAUAAUUCGUAAGACUGGUGCUUGCGUUUUUGCAUUCUUCUUCUUCAAUCUUCACAGAUUGUUGGGGGCAAUUUUCCCUUUGGAAUCCUCUCUGUAGUUGUGGUGUUAUCAAGCAAUAGAUCUUUGUUAAAUGGGGUCGGAAGGGCCUCCAUCGGUGACGAUUCAUGUAACAGGAUUCAAGAAGUUCCAUGGAGUUUCUGAGAAUCCAACAGAGACGAUAGUGAACAACCUGAAGAAGUAUAUGGAGAAGAAUGGUUUGGCAGAAGGUGUAACUCUUGGGAGUUGCAGCAUUCUUGAGACUGCUGGGGAUGGAGCUCUUGAUUCACUACUUAACAUGUUGCAAUCUGCAGUAGAGGAGAAGGGUUGUUCCGAACCUACUAGUAAUUCCAGAAGAAUCAUCUGGCUUCACUUGGGAGUUAAUAGUGGUGCCUCUAGGUUUGCUAUUGAACAUCAAGCCUAUAACGAAGCCACGUUCUGUUGUCCUGAUGAGUUGGGAUGGAAACCUAAGAGAGUUCCAAUCGUACCUGAGGACGGUCAAAUUUCACGAGUACGAGAGACUUCUCUUCCAGUGGAGGAAAUAACCAAGGCAUUGGCGAAGAAGGGAUAUGAAGUGAUGACUUCAAACGAUGCUGGUCGCUUUGUGUGCAAUUAUGUCUACUAUCAUUCCCUCCGCUGCGCCCAAGAGAAUGGCAUCAAAUCACUAUUUGUUCAUGUCCCUCUAUUCGAAACCAUAGAUGAAGACACCCAGAUGCAAUUUAUUGCUUCCUUGUUACAGGUUCUGGCAUCAAGCUAUUAGGCAACCAAUGUAUAGUAUUGGGGUGAUUCCUGCUUGUCAAGAUGCUUGAAUGAAAUAAAUAAUGAUAUGCUAUACAAGGGGGGCUAAUAUAUGUAGCCCGAAAAGGCAUUCAUAUGUUCUUUGUACUCAUUUCUGUCGAGAUCAACAACAUUUGGAACUGACCAUGCCUGUUUUAUGAAUGAAAUGUUGAGUUUGCCA
Molecule: messenger RNA, 1102 nt
Organism: Cucurbita moschata (crookneck pumpkin)
Lineage: Eukaryota; Viridiplantae; Streptophyta; Magnoliopsida; Cucurbitales; Cucurbitaceae
Product: pyrrolidone-carboxylate peptidase-like
Exons: 5
Coding region: 239-904 (221 amino acids)
Biological process (GO): proteolysis
Cellular component (GO): cytosol
Molecular function (GO): pyroglutamyl-peptidase activity
Source: RefSeq, a predicted model, not a curated record